This is a messenger RNA of Paraphaeosphaeria sporulosa, 948 nucleotides long. RefSeq lists its product as uncharacterized. The coding region runs from base 72 to 743 and encodes 223 amino acids. NCBI's taxonomy places the organism in Eukaryota, Fungi, Ascomycota, Dothideomycetes, Pleosporales, Didymosphaeriaceae. The record is from RefSeq and is a predicted model, not a curated record. The transcript has a single exon.
ACCAAUUCUGCUCAAUUACAUACCCUUGAACCAGUAUUUCCAAAGCACUGUUCCAUCACCAGAUUUACAAUAUGGCACUCUCACGACACCACCGCAAUAAUCGAGCUCAUCUUCCUCGCCGUCUACGUCUGCUACAAGCACGGCUUCAAGCGCAGCAGCGGCUGGCUCUACACCCUCAUCCUCUGCCUAACCCGCAUCUCCGGCAGCGUCUGCCAAUUCAUCUCGAACAAAGACCCUGCCACGGGGCUCUUGCAAACCAUCUUCACCUUGGACUCCGUAGGCCUGUCAUCGCUGCUGCUGGCAACAUUGGGCGUCCUAAACCGCUUCGUCGACUUCAUCAAUUCGAGAACCGCACCGAUUUUCUCGUUCAACUCGUCCUGACGCUCGGCAUCGUCCUUUCGAUUGUCGGUGGGACUAGCAUCACGCCGUCGGCCAACGGAUCGCAUACGCCGCCCACGUCCAGCAACGCCGGCGUCGUUCUCUACAUCGUGGGGUUCGUAGCCAUCUUGUUCAUUCUUCUGGUGUCAGUGCCACAUCGCGCUGUCGUUCCAGCAAGAGAACGCCAUGUUCCCAUCGUCAUUUUCCUGGCACUGCCAUUUAUCGCGGUACGCCUUUUAUACUCUAUCUUGUCAGUCUUUGUGCACGAUCAUUUGUUUAGCAUCGCCACGGGCAGCGCGGCUGUCAAUAUCGGCAUGUCGGUUGAUGAAGAGUUCCUCGGUACGUUAUUAUGGGACUGUGGUUAGAGAAGGCGUCCGCUGGACGAAGGGUUGCUGCGAGGGGUGAACAGGUGGGCAAUGGUCAGGGGUAUCAGUGAGUCCACCAUACAGUACUUCCAAAGUCGGUAGGAUUCGAUGAAAAGAUGUCGGCGCAGAACAUGGAGGCAGAGGCUCACACCGGCGAGGUUCUAGAUGUUAAUAGAGUAGCUUGAUGUACUAUAAUGAUUUGAAA